CGCGGCCAUACAAGUAAUACUAGAGGCCGAGGGCGAGGGGGGCGGCGGCGGCGGCGGCGGCUAGGUUUCCGCGAGCAGGCGCGCCCUCAAGUGCUAGAAGUAAUACUGGUGUGUGAGGGGGAGGGCGAGGCGGCGGGAUUUCCGGGAGCAGGCGCGUCCUCGAGGCUGCAGCACAGUACAACUCGCAAUGGCUGCUCCUGUUCCGGCUCCUCUGCCUACGGUGCCCUUGAUUAACUGGAUGCCGUUGCAUGAGCGUGCCAGGCCGUCUGUCUUCAUUAUUCUGCUGACACCGUAUGAUCAGACGACGACGAGAGAUACCGCUGGCUAUGUGGGAACCAAGGAUCCGGAGGAGCUCAAUGAGAUUUUCAAAGCAGAAUGUCACACAGAAACGGGUAUUGCCGCAAGGAGACGCGGUGACUAUUUGUACAUUGCCACAAGUGCUCACAUUAUUGACUUCCUUUAUCAAGCAAAGACACACCCAAUUACAGUAGAAGAAGUGAACAAGCAUUUUGAAAUUUCAGUAACCUGUUCCCAUGCCGAAAGUCAGUUCAUUGAGCGAGGGUUUGUGGGAGAGCGGACAUACACUCUGGCAGAAGUCUGCGGAAUCAACUGUUCCAUAGACCUGAUGAUGGUACGCGUCGAUCUCAGAGAGCUGGCCGUCAGGACAGUGGGGGAGCGGCGGAGGAUCCCAUGCACAGCGAAUCACCCACCUGUGCAAUUCAGCACCAGCCGCGCCGAGGGUACCCAGUGCAUGAUGUACUCCUGGCCGGCAUUCCGUCCUUUCACUAUGACCACGGGGCUUCAAGGCCCGAACCGAGGACCUGUGGCUUUGAUGAGCAGCAACCCGAUUGGGUACAACUUGGAGCUUAUUGAAGCAUCUGUUGGAAGCGAGGCUGGGUCGUCUGGAGCCCCCCUGUACAAUACCAAUCAACGGGUGAUAGGCAUUUGGCAUGGAGGGUCCAGCGUUCACUCGCAUUUCAUCCCAUCAAAGUACAUUCUGAAUUUCAUCAGGAACAACAAGAACUGCCCCCUUCCGAAGAGUCAGGAUCAGCAGGAUGCCCCUCCUCACAGAGAUGGAGACGACGAGCGUGAUCCAAGUGGCAAGCCAGGCACCUCCAAUGCAUCCUCCAAGCGUGGUCCAAGUGGCAAGCCAGGCACCUCCAAUGCAUCCUCCAAGCGCACCCGUUCUGCUGUCUAGGACAAGACCGUUACUGCUCUAGCCUGUUGACCAAGGGGAUCAUUUGUUGAUUGAUUCCUCCGGUGUUUGUUGCCUGAUACCUCCGACAGAGUACACAUUGAGCUGAGAGGACCCGUUCUCUAUAAAUUUUGGUCACUAUUUAUUAGUAUCCCAGAUGCUAAAACAUACCCAUGGUCCAGUGCAUGCAUCAUAUAUUUUGUCAAAACUGCCGGGUUUAUAAAGUGCUAGGCUGCCUCCUGGUUUAGUUUCCACCAUAUGCAUGCCAUAUUUCAAAGACUUAUCGUUUGGCUUGUCUAAACAUAGAUAGCACUCAUGUGGAUUGUAAUGUUAGGUUAGAAUUAAUCAACAGUGAAGAUUGGAUAACUAAACUUGCUUAUCCCAUAUUCUUUUUUUGUGCGUU
Molecule: messenger RNA, 1598 nt
Organism: Hordeum vulgare subsp. vulgare (domesticated barley)
Lineage: Eukaryota; Viridiplantae; Streptophyta; Magnoliopsida; Poales; Poaceae
Exons: 3
Coding region: 188-1198 (336 amino acids)
Source: RefSeq, a predicted model, not a curated record